Molecule: messenger RNA, 4168 nt
Organism: Clunio marinus
Lineage: Eukaryota; Metazoa; Arthropoda; Insecta; Diptera; Chironomidae
Source: the annotation of a GenBank genome assembly
AGAAACAAAAUUUCAACAAGAUCAAAUAAAACUUUUUCAUUCAAGUUUUUUAUCGCAUUUAAACAAGUGAAUUAUUCGUUGACAAGUGUAAUGUUAAGAAGAGAAUAGCGUAAAUUGAAAUUGUAUUGAAGAGGAAAAGUCAAAGAAAAUAAUAAACAUGGCUUUGUGGAACAAACUAUUACAAUCUCGUCCUGAAGUUAUGGAGCAAAUUCGCGUCUCUUAUGGUAACCAUUUUCCAAUGGAAGUACGUCAUUAUUUGUGUGAUUGGCUUGAAACGAGAUUGCUAAGCGGUCCAUUAUUUAUGGAUCAUGAUCCUCAAUAUGAAAUAGAAGCAGCGCGAUUUCUUAACGAACUCAUUCAUGAAUUGGAACGAAAAGCAAGUGAAAUGUCAGCUGAUGAUCUUAUAACAGCAAAGUUACGUCUUUUGGAAUCAUCAAGAAAUUUUCGUCAACUUUUCUCGCAUAAUCCGAGUCAGUUAUAUUCGCACUUGCGCAACUGCUUAAUGUUCGAAAAGCAAAUGCUUUGUUAUCCUGAAGAAUGUGCCAUGACGCAAAACAGUGAUUUUACUCAAAUUUUUGAAGCUAUUGAAGAGCUUAUGUCUCGAGUAAGAUCAAAUGAAAUUGAAAAUCGUAACUUGAAGAAGAAGUACGAACUCUUCUGUUGUGAACUACAUGAAGUGAGCAAAAACAAUGCUCAAUAUGAUGUGAUUGAAGGACAGAAUCCAGAACGUCGUGAGCAAAUUGCAACAAUGAAACAAGAACAACAAACACGCUUACAAGCAUCACUUAAUCAACUGACAGGAAUGCGCUUAAGUCUUGUUGAUAAAUUUAAAGGAACAAUCGAAUUAACCGAAACAGUUCAACAAAAAGUUGUUGAUAAAUAUUUGAAUCAAUGGCGUAUGAAUCAAGGGCUAGCUGGAAAUGGGGCACCGCCAUCCAACGCCAACAAUCUUGACAUCAUUCAAGGAUGGUGUGAACAUUUAGCCGAAAUCUUAUGGAACACACGCGAGCAAAUUAAAAUGGUUUCAAAAUAUCGUAAGCAGUUGAAUGUUGAUGAACAAAACUUGCCCGACUUUCUUCCCGAGCUCUUCGCUAAAAGCACAAAUUUGCUGGAACAUCUUAUCACACGUUCCUUUAUCAUUGAAAAACAACCACCACAAGUGAUGAAAACAAACACCAGAUUUGCUUCAACUGUUCGUUUGCUCAUUGGAAAUACAUUGAACAUUAAAAUGAACAGUCCAUUGGUUAAAGUGACAAUUGUAUCAGAAGUGCAAGCUCAACACACACAACAAACAAACAAAUGUUCAGAACAUUCGUGUGGUGAGAUUCUCAACAGCACUGGUAACAUGGAAUACAACGAAACAACAAAGCAACUCUCUGUAAGCUUUCGUAACAUGCAAUUGAAGAAAAUUAAGCGUGCUGAAAAGAAAGGAACUGAAAGUGUAAUGGAUGAGAAAUUUGCUUUGUUAUUUCAAUCGAGUUUUGCUAUCGGACAUGGUGAUUUGGUGUUUAGUGUUUGGGCUUUGUCGUUGCCAGUUGUCGUGAUUGUUCAUGGCAAUCAAGAGCCGCAAUCAUGGGCUACGAUAACAUGGGACAAUGCAUUUGCUGAAAUUAAUCGCACGCCAUUUGUCGUUCCUGAUAAAGUGCCAUGGAAUCGACUUGCAGAAGCUUUGAAUAUGAAAUUUCGCGCUUCAACUGGACGAAAUUUAACACCCGAGAAUUUACAUUUCUUGUGUGAAAAAGUUUUUAAAGUUCAAGUCCCGAUGCCACCAACUGACGACUAUCAAAUAACAUGGUCACAAUUCUGUAAAGAACCUUUGCCAGAUCGUACGUUUACAUUUUGGGAAUGGUUUUAUGCUGCAAUGAAACUAACACGUGAACAUUUACGUGGACCAUGGAACGAUGGAUCGAUCGUUGGUUUCAUUCAUAAACGAACAGCUGAAGAUCAGUUGCUGAAAUGUCAACGUGGAACGUUCUUAUUAAGAUUCUCUGAUAGUGAAUUAGGAGGAAUCACCAUUGCUUGGAUGAAUGAAGGAAACGAUGGCAACCCUUGUGUUCUUCAUAUUCAGCCAUUUACUGCGAAAGAUUUCUCAACACGCUCUUUAUCCGAUCGAAUUCGUGACUUUGAUGAUUUGACUAUCUUAUUUCCGAACAAAGCAAAGAACGAGGCAUUUGACAAGUAUACAACACCAUCAGGACAACCGAAAAAUAAAGAUUAUAUUCCGUCUGAAAUUCGAGCGAUUUUACCAACAUCAAAUACAAAUAACUCAUCAAUAAGUUACGCUAAUACACCGGCUUCAUUCAUGCAAUCACCUGACCCAUCUCGUGACACGCCUUCGGUUCAAAGCGGUUACGGUAUGGACGAUGGACAAUUAAAUCACAUGGGCACAAUCAGUGGAAUGCAGUUGAACGAAAACAUCGACUUCAAUCUUGAUAACAUUGACAUGUAUACAUCGUCGUUCAACUGAAUUAAAGAAAGAGCAUCGCAUACAAGAUAAAGGAAAGUAAAGUUGAACCUAAGAAAAGAUAAAAUGAAAAAAAUUUCAUUGAUAAGAAAACAGAAAAUCAAAACAAAAUUUUGCUAGUUUAACUUUUUUAUAUGAACACACACACACAUACUUUGCCUUACAUAAUAGUUAGCAACUACUUAAAUAUUCAAUUCUUCCGAUCUACUCUAUUUUUUACAAUUUCGAUGAUUUGCAAUACUUUAGUUUUAAACUUAAACUUUAACUUUAAAUAUAAGAAAAGAACAUGAAUGGCAGCAUAAAAAGGAAGAAAAUCUUAUAAUAUCUUACUUACUUAUUCGAAAAAGAUGAUUUAUAAAUAUUUUUGAAUUGUUGAUAGCAAUUACCUCUGUUCCUAUUUGAUCAAUCUUUCUGUUUCUUCAGUUUCUUUGUCUUCCUUCAAAAAAUGAAUGAAAAAUCUUAUUUACUGAUUUAAAAUUUUAAGAAAAUAAAAGUUGGAAAAAGUUUCGUUUUUAAUUAUUCAUUAAUUCUUGAAAAGCAAACAUUUCUUAAAUAUUUCCUUUUAUUGAAUUUUUAUGCUUGUUAGUCUUGAGUUUCAUUGGAAUUGAUGUUUGUGUAGUUAUGUGAUCGUUAAUCGUUCAAUUUUAAAUGGAAAUAUCUGCAUUAUCUACACGUAGUUAAGUAUGACAGAAAAAAAAGAACAAUGAAUUCGAAUUAAUUUUACAACAUACAUCUAAUUAAGGUAUGGAUUAUUGAAACUUGAAGUUUGAAACGAAUUUUGAAUGUACAAAUAAAUAAAAAAUGAUAGAAAUUCAAAGCUCUAAAAAAAUGUAGACAAAAAAUAAGGAAAUGAAAAACUUUUGAUUGCUUUUGUUCUGAAAGAUAAAAUAAUUCUCAAGUUUUCGAGCUUAGCUUAACCUUAGGUUCACCGCCAAAAUCCCCGAAAUUUAGAAACUUGCUAAUCUUCGAAGGAAAAUUGUAAUCCGAGUGCCUGUUGGAAAUUAUUAUGAUUUGAUCAUCAAAUGACACAUUUUAAUGAUUUAAUUUCGAGGAUAUAUUUUUAUUGAAAAGAAUAAAAAAAAUUGUGUCUUCAUAUUGAGUGCCAUAUCAAUGAAGUCAACUCGACUAGAUAUUUUCAUUAGAAAGAAAAAAGAUAAAAAAAUCUUUGGAAAAUGCUUGGCUCGAUUUCAUUGCCGUAUGUUUAUUUUUUAAUCAAAUGAGAAAGAAACUUAAGAAAUAAAAAGCGCAACUCGUGUAUCUGGUUAAAAAAUAAUUAUGAAGAUAAAGAAAUUAUUCAUCGAAAGUUAUUAAACUUUUACUUACUUUUAUUGUCAUUAAAAAUAAAAGAGAAUGAAAUUCAAAAGUGAAAUUAAAUAAUUGAGACACAUAAGAAAACAAAAUAAAUGAUUUUUGCACUUUGCUGUAGGAUUUUUAAGCAUUUAGCUAUUUACUGAAAAUACAAAUGAGGAUCGCACAUUGCCAUCCGAAUGUGUUUAUGAUCAUCUUUAAAAUCUUCACAAAUGGUCCAUAAAUUUUACUUAAAAUAGUUUUCUUCCGAUGAUAAUAAAUGUAUUUUCUUAUCUCUAUUAAGCUGUUCAACAAAUUUAGUGUAACAUCAAUUUUCAUGAUGAGAAAUCGUAAAUAAAAAAGAAAAGGAAAUAAAUGGUCACUGUUACUGAGUGUAAUUGAAAUCUUUAAAGAAAA